AUGAUGUCGGCAGCCCAUUAUUACCCGAAGUUGAUGAGCAUUAUGGGAAAUGUGUUACGAUUUCUGCCUGCUUUUGUAAAGAUGAAACAGCUGAUUCAAGAGGGAUAUGUGGGGGAACUUCAAGUAUGUGAAGUACAGGUUCACAGCGGAAGCCUCUUGGGAAAGAAGUAUAACUGGAGCUGUGACGACCUCAUGGGUGGAGGUGGACUGCAUUCAGUGGGUAGCUACAUAAUUGAUCUGCUGACUUUCUUGACCAGCCAGAAAGCAGUGAAGGUCCAUGGGCUUCUGAAAACAUUUGUGAAGCAAACAGACCAUAUAAAAGGAAUACGCCAGAUAACAAGUGAUGACUUUUGUACAUUUCAGAUGGUUCUGGAAGGCGGUGUUUGCUGUACAGUUACUCUAAACUUCAAUGUCCCUGGGGAAUUUAAACAAGACAUUAUAGUUGUUGGAUCAGCUGGUAGACUAAUGGUAUUGGGGACCGACCUCUACGGCCAAAGGAACACCUCAUUGGAGAGAGAAUUACUGUUAAAAGAUUCUACACCUGUCAGCAACUCCCUCUUGCCUGAAAAGGCCUUUAGCGAUAUACCUUCCCCUUACCUGAGAGGGACUAUUAAAAUGGUACAGGCUGUGCGGCAAGCGUUUGAAGACCAGGAAGACAGGAGAACAUGGGAUGGCAGGCCGCUUACAAUGGCAGCCACUUUUGAUGACUGUCUGUAUGCUCUGUGUGUAGUGGACACUAUAAAAAAAUCGAACCAGACUGGUGAAUGGCAAAAUAUAGUAAUAAUGACAGAGGAGCCUGAGUUAAGCCCCGCUUACUUAAUAAGUGAAGCUAUGCGCCGAAGUCGUAUGUCUUUGUACUGUUAG
Messenger RNA from Staurois parvus, 864 nucleotides. The record is from the annotation of a GenBank genome assembly. NCBI's taxonomy places the organism in Eukaryota, Metazoa, Chordata, Amphibia, Anura, Ranidae.